Messenger RNA from Ylistrum balloti, 934 nucleotides. Its product is annotated as Krueppel-like factor 9. The record is from RefSeq and is a predicted model, not a curated record. Bases 119 to 877 code for a protein of 252 amino acids. Gene Ontology annotation, biological process: regulation of transcription by RNA polymerase II. The transcript is spliced from 3 exons. Gene Ontology annotation, molecular function: DNA-binding transcription factor activity, RNA polymerase II-specific; RNA polymerase II cis-regulatory region sequence-specific DNA binding. NCBI's taxonomy places the organism in Eukaryota, Metazoa, Mollusca, Bivalvia, Pectinida, Pectinidae.
UUGUUUCGUCUGGUUGUGAAACACAACAAAGAAGAAUAUAAACAUCCGGAAAUCGUGUUCCAUAUUCAUCAAAAUUUCUGUGUAUAAUUUGCGGGAUUUCACUGUUACAUGAUAAACUAUGGCUUUACAGGAAGUGACAAGAAGAGAUUUUGAUACAGAUCUUGCUGCACAGUGUUUAGUGGCGAUGUCUAAUCCAUGUGUUGUUGCUGCGGAACCAGCUGAUUGUAAAAUGGCCUCUUUAGAAGCCAACGACGUAACUACAACAGACUCGAAUUCUUUGGUCAUGUUGGCUCGAAUAUUGACGGAUUUAAGUAAAUUCAAACAAGAACCUAUAGAUCACGAUUAUAUCAGCAGUGAGUUAAAGAGCUUUAAUUACAGAUCAGUGCCAAAUGACGAGAAUUUCUUGGACACAAAUACACCACGAAAACGAAAGCGCUCGAAGCAUGGUACCACGCCCACUGACUGCAAUACUGAAGAUCACAGUUACAAUAAAGGACGUUCUGGUGGAGCCAAAAAAGUACAUAAAUGUUCUUUUAAAGGAUGUGGCAAGGUUUAUGGGAAGAGUUCACAUCUCAAGGCGCAUCUUCGGACCCAUACAGGAGAGCGCCCUUUCCCAUGUAGCUGGCCAGCCUGUGAGAAGAGAUUUGCAAGGUCUGAUGAAUUGGCUCGACAUAUAAGGACACACACUGGUGAGAAAAAAUUCCAGUGUCCCCUCUGUGAAAAGAGGUUUAUGAGGAGUGACCACCUGAAUAAACAUGCCCGUCGCCACCCGCAGUUUGAGCCAGGGAUGUUGAAACGUAUGCGACAGCCAAUGAAGCCUGAAUCAGCAAGCAGUGAGAGUGGUGAUCCCUCAACUUCCAGUCCCAGCAUGGUUUGAGAUGCAGAAUCAAAAUCACAUAUUUGUACGACACAGUGUUUCAAUCUGAUUGAUAUA